This is a messenger RNA of Chinchilla lanigera (long-tailed chinchilla), 1051 nucleotides long. RefSeq names its product translation initiation factor IF-2-like. The transcript has 2 exons. The record is from RefSeq and is a predicted model, not a curated record. Lineage: Eukaryota; Metazoa; Chordata; Mammalia; Rodentia; Chinchillidae. The coding region runs from base 451 to 966 and encodes 171 amino acids.
CCCUGUCUCAAAAAGACAAACAAAAGACCAACCAAACAAAAAAACCCCUAAAGACACAGGAAAACUGAUUCUUUUCAAGAAAACUGAUUUGAAUGAUAUAUUUUAUGCAAUCCAAAAUAUCCACAAUACAUUAACACGGCAUCAAUAAAAAAGGUACUGAUGUGGUAUUGUACUCUUUUUGUACUGUGUCUUCAAAAUCUAGUGUACAUCUUACAGACAGAGUGCCUCUCCGUUUGUGGUACAGCAGCUCAAGUGUCCAACAGCCACGUGUGACCUGGCCAGCAUAAGGCACAACACAGCCGGAGACUCCUUCCGCAGCCCAGACCCUGAGGGUUCUCUAAGUGCGGGAGAUGGAACCUAGGCCCUCACGCCUGCUGACCACAUCCACCCCUGAGCGCCAUCUGGAAAGGACACCUUUCCCGCCGCACCUGCUGCCGCCGGCCGCGGACCAUGCGAGUCCCCUCGGGCAGCGCUCGCACCGAGCCCCACCCCAGGAGCGAGCUCCGCCACUGCUCGUGCCGCGCAGGGGUCGCGAUCAGGUGCGUUGGCAGAACCCCGGGUCACCGACCCGCACUCCGCCACGCCGCAAAUCACCGGGGCGGCGGGUCACGCUCUAGGGCGCGGGAAUGGGGAGGGCGCCCAGGGCCACUGCGCGCUGCAGAUUCCCGCUCGGGUCCCCGGUGGCCGAGGCACCACUCCCUCUCCUGCGCGGUAGGGCAUCGGAACGGCGCACCCCGCACUCGCACCCCCGACGCCCCGCGGUCCUGGGUCGCCGCCUGCGGCCCAGCCCGCUGCUCGAGGAAAAAGACGGGGGCCAAGGCCCGAGGGCGCCCAGCGGAAACCGCAAGCCCGGGCGGGUCGGCCGCCCAUCAUCCUGGGACGCGAGGAGGGGCGGCUGAGGCGCGCAGGCCAGGCGCACCCCUCGCCCGGCCAAAGGCAUCGGCGAGUCGCCGGGAGGCAGGGUAACGAGGAGAGCGCGUGGACCGCGCAGCCGGCUCUGCCCUUGAAACGCGGCGCCACCCGCCGGGGGUCGCAGCCCUGACCCAGCGCG